Messenger RNA from Aegilops tauschii subsp. strangulata, 1142 nucleotides. RefSeq names its product sec-independent protein translocase protein TATB, chloroplastic. Gene Ontology annotation, biological process: protein transport by the Tat complex. The record is from RefSeq and is a predicted model, not a curated record. Gene Ontology annotation, cellular component: membrane. Lineage: Eukaryota; Viridiplantae; Streptophyta; Magnoliopsida; Poales; Poaceae.
GCGGAGCCUAAAUAAUCAUGUGGCUGCACCUGCAACCCUAUCUCAAACCCUGCCCCCGUGCCCUGCCCGCGAUGUCGAGCAGCCUCUUCCUCUGCUCUUCCCAGGUGCGCUAUGCCAGCCUCCCGGCACCUCUCCGGCAGCCGGGCCGCCACGCCGCCCGGAUGCCCCCGGCGGCUGCCGCGUUCGUAUCUCUUACCCGUCAUCGCGCUCGUCCCCUCCACUGGACCGGCUCGGGGGUUCGAAUGAUUGCUUCUUGCUUCGUGGUCAAAAGAAGAAGGCGUAGGAAUGGUAUCUACGCCUCUUUGUUUGGCGUUGGAGCUCCUGAAGCUCUGGUCAUUGGAGUGGUCGCUUUGCUGGUUUUUGGCCCCAAGGGUCUAGCAGAGGCAGCCAGGAGUUUGGGGAAGACUCUGCGUGCGUUCCAACCGACUAUCAGAGAGCUACAGGAUGUAUCAAGGGAUUUCAAGAACACCCUUGAACGAGAAAUCGGACUUGAUGAGGAUCCUCCAUCCAUGAGUUAUAGGCCUCCUCCACCUAUGAAUAAUAGCCCACAGCCUGCUGUUGACCCAGAUGUCAAGCCUGAAACAACCGUGCCAUACACCAGCGAGGAACUCAUGAAAGUAACCGAAGAACAGCUGGCUGCAUCCGCAAUUGCUGCUUGGAAUGCAAAGCAACCUCCCACAUCUGAGCAGCAAGAAGAAGCAGCAGCAGCAACACCUUCUGAAAGUACUGACUCAGCAUUAUCAGGAGGGAGUGAUGGUCCUGAUGCCGUGACGGCGGAGUCCACCUCAGGUAAUACUGAGAAUGCAAAGCCGAGAGAUGAGGCAUAAUACUGAAAACAGAAAGUAUGUUGUAUGCGGAGUAGAGCAAGGCGAAAGCUUUGGCGUCAAUUGGUUGUAGAAAGAAUGAAAUAGUUUUGGUUUCCACUUGGUGAGCUGGGUUGGCCAAGUGAUGGGUGAUUUGAGGCUUCGAUUAGUAGCGGCUUGGUCUGUUGUGGUGUGUAGCAUGGAGAGAUAGGUAGGUGAUGCGAAACCGAGCUGUGCAUAUCUUGGCCCUCCUCCAGUGUCUUGUUUUUGCCACGGCUGUUGUUACAUGUCUGUACCAUAUUUUUGUGAUUAUGCAAGGUAAGCAGAUAGAUUUUUUAA